AUUCAUUUUGCCCUUCCUGGUUUGUCACAACAACAGUGAUGGCGGCGGCUGCACGGUUCUUUUCCAGGGGAGCAAACUUGAAACUUUCCCUCUCCGGCGUUGGCACCGGGGCUCAGAGCUCGUUUGGGGCCACGCUGUUAAAACUGUCACCGAACUGUAAUUCCCGCACAAAAACACAACGAAGACAUGCAACACACUUUACCUUCCAGCCUGACCCCGUCCCGACACAGUACGGCCCUACCCAGAAGAUGAACUUGUUCCAGUCGAUCACAAGUGCCUUGGACAACACUCUGGCCGCUGAUCCCACAGCAGUCAUCUUUGGAGAAGACGUUGCUUUUGGUGGAGUCUUCCGAUGCACAGUGGGUCUGAGAGACAAAUACGGUAAGGACAGAGUCUUCAACACUCCUCUUUGUGAGCAGGGGAUUGUGGGAUUUGGGAUCGGUGUGGCUGUCACUGGUGCCACAGCCGUCGCUGAGAUCCAGUUUGCUGACUACAUCUAUCCUGCGUUUGACCAGAUAGUCAAUGAAGCUGCCAAGUACCGCUACCGUUCUGGUAACCUGUUUGACUGUGGAAGCCUCACCAUUCGGGCUCCGUGGGGGUGUGUCGGCCACGGAUCUCUUUACCACUCUCAAAGCCCCGAGGCCUUUUUCGCCCACUGCCCUGGUAUCAAGGUUGUAAUCCCUCGUGGUCCGGUUCAGGCCAAAGGGCUGCUCCUCUCCUGCAUCGCUGACAAGAACCCGUGCAUUUUCUUUGAACCCAAGAUUCUGUACAGAGCAGCAGUGGAGGAGGUUCCAGAGGAGCCCUACACCAUCCCACUGUCACAGGCCGAGAUCCUACAGGAGGGCAGUGACGUCACUCUGGUUGCCUGGGGGACACAGAUCCAUGUGAUGAAGGAGGUGGCCACCAUGGCUCAGGAAAAGCUGGGAGUGUCCUGCGAAGUCAUCGAUCUGCAGACCAUCCUGCCUUGGGAUACUGAAACUGUUUGCAAGUCGGUGGUGAAAACUGGACGUUUGCUCAUCAGUCAUGAGGCCCCGGUAACAGGAGGCUUUGCUGCUGAAAUCAGCUCUGCAGUACAGGAGGAGUGCUUCCUUAACCUGGAGGCUCCCAUCAGUAGGGUCUGUGGUUAUGACACCCCCUUCCCUCACAUCUUUGAGCCCUUCUACAUCCCAGACAAAUGGAAGUGCUUUGAGGCAAUCAAGAAGAUGAUCAACUACUAAAACCAGUCGGUGGAGACCUUCCAGGAAAAGACACUUUGUUGACCAUCCAAUCAGAAAGCAGGAUCCAGAUGGGCUCCAUGUCCCGGUGUGUCCUCGAGCUAGAAGACUGCUACCAUAUUUCUGGAUUACAGAAGAAAAGUGACUUGAGUCACUCUAUAUGGUGAAACUGUUUUAGCUUCAUCUGGUAACAUAACGCUCAUAAUUUCAUUUCCUCCAAAGUAAAAGUUGGAUGCUGUAGAGUUUAAUGGUGUUUGGUUGCCUCUCUGUGCUGUUACUUUUAACUGAAUGUGUCCAACUCUCCUCCAGUCUUUCUUUAGUUUGACAUGAACUGAACUCUACUGUACUAACAUAAUAGAUAUGUGGUUUUUAAGGAAAAUAAAAUAAUCAGAAUUGGUGAAAACA
Messenger RNA from Acanthochromis polyacanthus (spiny chromis), 1619 nucleotides. It is a transcript of the gene bckdhb, whose product is annotated as branched chain keto acid dehydrogenase E1 subunit beta. The coding region runs from base 39 to 1217 and encodes 392 amino acids. The transcript is spliced from 11 exons. Lineage: Eukaryota; Metazoa; Chordata; Actinopteri; Pomacentridae. Gene Ontology annotation, biological process: response to nutrient; branched-chain amino acid catabolic process. The record is from RefSeq and is a predicted model, not a curated record. Gene Ontology annotation, molecular function: catalytic activity.